Oryzias melastigma (Indian medaka) is the source of this 1093-nucleotide messenger RNA. RefSeq lists its product as uncharacterized. The transcript is spliced from 4 exons. The record is from RefSeq and is a predicted model, not a curated record. Lineage: Eukaryota; Metazoa; Chordata; Actinopteri; Beloniformes; Adrianichthyidae. Bases 170 to 799 code for a protein of 209 amino acids.
AAAUACAUUGGCUCAGCAUUAAAGUAACGCAUACUUGAUGUCGAAAAUCCUGGGUUCUGAUUUUCAAACAUGCACUUCCUUAGUCAGCCAGCAGAUGUCACUGUUUCACAAUUUAUAAGGGGAUGGGGGUUUUCUUGAGCGCGUGAUCACUUCUGGAAGUUGAGGAAUCAUGACUAGCGAAAGUGGACAGCUUCCAUCGAGAACCGGAGCGGUCGUGCUGCCCACGUCCAGCAGAACCGUUCAGCACCCCUCCUUCAUGCCGCUGUCCGCGCGCCACCAUGGAGGAGCUGCACUCUAUCCCAUCCUUCCCGAGGAAGUCUUCUUUAUUGAUCCCAGCAUGCACUGCAGGGAGAGGAUCCCCAACUUACUGACCCGGAUGAGGGCUUUUGAUUUCUCCAGGCUCAACACCCCACAGCCCAUCAUGUCGUCCUGCCCGGCACCACCGAACCACCCGGAUCCGUUCAGAUCUGGACCCCAUCCGACCAGAGACCUGGGCAGCCUCACCUGGACGGGGUGUGGUCCGGACACCCACCUGCAGCCUCCUCGGGCGAUCAUCCAGCUUUCACAAGAGGAGGACCAAGCCGUUACUAACCUGUUGAAACUGCACCACCAAGAGGCCACGGGAAGCAACUACACCCAGCAAACGGGAGACUUUACAAAUGUUUUCAACUCUGCAGCACCCAUGAGCCCCACAGCUCUGCUGAACCACCAGAGGUCAAAGGUCAGGAGGUCCAAGGAACUGACUGAUUUGGAAGGGAACGCCGUGCACGUGCUUCUCAGCCUCGGAGAUCUUCAGUAACACAUGAGCGGAUUUAUUUAAUAUACAACCAAAUAUAUUAUUUCCUUACUUUAAGUGUUCCAACAUAAAGUUGUGACAAAAGCUUGACAAAAAAGUGUUUUUAUUUAAAGUUGAAGGAGCUUCUGUCUUCAUUUACAUUUUAUACAUUUGCAGUGGAUGCAGAUCAGACUGUGACCAGCAGAGGGAGCUGCAGGACAGCACACAUUAGCAUGUUGGUGAAAACUCAUGCUUCAGCACAAACUAAUGUGCAGUUUUGUUUGUUCGUCAGAGGAAAUAAAAGUGUUCAGAACUUUU